UCCCGUAUUCGCUCGUCUUGCAGAACUGUUCCGACGCCUCGCUUCCUGAGUCAGCCUGAACUGCGAGUGCUGAUCCGACGAGCAAUCCAUCAGAGUCGAUCCUCCAAUGUCUUGCUGCCUUCUCGGAUCGUCUCGUCUCAAACUACGCCCGUUUCUCUGUGUGUUUGAAUGUGACCGCUGAUGCCACCGGAUGUCCUCGAGGAUGGAUAGUCUCGUGCAAGACUUGGGUGUGUUCUUGCGCAUGAAACAUUGUCCCGUUUCCCGAGAGUGGUUGUCGAAGCUGGUCACGGAGAAUCCCAUGCUGACCGGUCCCGAGUGUUACGAGCUAAUGCUGAACACAGACAUUGCUCAAAUCGGAAUUUUCUCGCUUCCGAACGAAAUUUACCCCAUUCGCAUCAAAGGCAUUCUGGAAGGACACAUAUUGCUACAGAUCGUAUCUAUCAAGGAUAUAGGCUCCUCAUUUUACUCUCAAUUGAGACAUCUAGAAGGAACCACCAAUGCAAACAAUGAGGUUUCCGCUGAAGCGUCAUCUGAGGAGAGAAGAACCCAUAUACGUGGCCAACGCUGUCUCCUCUUGGAAUUGACGGAUGGCUGUCAAACCAUACGCGCCAUGGAGUUCGAACCGGUACCGAGCCUUUCCGUUGGAGUUCGCCGCGGCUCAAAACUUAUGCUCAAGGGCUCUCUAGAACUCAGAAGAGGCGUAAUCCUGUUACGAAGAGACUCAGUCAUCCUUUUGGGCGGGUCGACGCCGGAUUCCGAUACGGACGCACUAAGAAAGGAAGAACUACAACGAGCAUUGCAGGAAUCGUCGAGGUGA
Galendromus occidentalis (western predatory mite) is the source of this 817-nucleotide messenger RNA. Its product is annotated as recQ-mediated genome instability protein 1. Bases 191 to 817 code for a protein of 208 amino acids. Gene Ontology annotation, cellular component: nuclear body; RecQ family helicase-topoisomerase III complex. Lineage: Eukaryota; Metazoa; Arthropoda; Arachnida; Mesostigmata; Phytoseiidae. The transcript has 6 exons. Gene Ontology annotation, biological process: double-strand break repair via homologous recombination; resolution of meiotic recombination intermediates. The record is from RefSeq and is a predicted model, not a curated record.